This is a messenger RNA of Erigeron canadensis, 3449 nucleotides long. Its product is annotated as glycine dehydrogenase (decarboxylating) A, mitochondrial. The coding region runs from base 181 to 3294 and encodes 1037 amino acids. Gene Ontology annotation, cellular component: apoplast; glycine cleavage complex; chloroplast envelope. NCBI's taxonomy places the organism in Eukaryota, Viridiplantae, Streptophyta, Magnoliopsida, Asterales, Asteraceae. Gene Ontology annotation, molecular function: pyridoxal phosphate binding; glycine binding; glycine dehydrogenase (decarboxylating) activity. Gene Ontology annotation, biological process: glycine decarboxylation via glycine cleavage system. The record is from RefSeq and is a predicted model, not a curated record. The transcript has 15 exons.
CAUACUAAUCAAAAAUUAAAAAAAAAAAAAAAACCAAACAGAGCAACCACUCUGUUUUCUUCUCAUUUCUAUUGACAGUUGAGUGUUCUUGAUUCAUUCAACUUCAAUAGAAUACAAUCCAAUCAUAUACAUACAUAACAUAUACAUAUAUAACAUAUAUAUACAUACAUAUACAAAAAUAUGGAACGUGCACGCAGGCUAGCUAACAAGGCCAUCAUUGGCCGGUUAGUUUCACAAACCAAACAAAGCCCGUCAUCCCCUGCUCAAUAUUCAUCAUCAAGGUAUGUUUCAUCUUUAUCACCUUAUGUAUGUAGUGGCACAAGAAACAUUAGUAGAUCCUCGGACAGGAACAUGUUUGGUUCCCAACAUGUUCGAUCUAUAUCUGUUGACUCAUUGAAACCAAGUGACACGUUCCCACGUCGCCAUAACUCUGCCACCCCAGAUGAACAAACCAAAAUGGCUGAGUUUGUCGGUUUCCCGAAUAUCGAGUCACUUAUUGAUGCAACUGUGCCCAAAUCUAUCCGUCUUGAGUCAAUGAAGUAUCCUAAGUUUGACGAAGGGUUAACCGAGUCACAAAUGCUUGCACAUAUGCAAGAUUUAGCUUCUAAGAAUAAGAUCUUUAAGUCGUUUAUCGGUAUGGGCUAUUAUAAUACUUCUGUGCCUACUGUUAUAUUAAGAAACAUUAUGGAAAACCCGGGUUGGUAUACGCAGUAUACGCCGUACCAGGCUGAGAUUGCGCAGGGUCGGCUUGAGUCCUUGCUCAAUUUUCAGACCAUGGUUACGGAUCUUACCGGUUUGCCCAUGUCGAAUGCUUCUUUACUUGAUGAAGGGACUGCAGCUGCUGAAGCUAUGGCAAUGUGUAACAAUAUUCAAAAGGGUAAAAAGAAGACUUUUAUUAUUGCUAGUAACUGUCACCCACAAACAAUCGAAAUUUGUAAGACUAGGGCUGAUGGGUUUGAACUGAAAGUGGUCACCGCGGAUCUUAAGGAUUUUGAUUACUCGUCUGGUGACGUGUGUGGGGUUCUGGUUCAGUAUCCAGGGACUGAGGGUGAGUUGUUGGACUAUGGUGAGUUCAUUAAGAAUGCACAUGCAAAUGGGGUGAAAGUUGUUAUGGCUAGUGAUUUGUUGGCUUUGACUAUUUUGAAGCCUCCUGGUGAGUUUGGAGCUGAUAUCGUGGUUGGUUCGGCUCAACGAUUUGGGGUUCCAAUGGGGUAUGGGGGUCCUCAUGCAGCUUUUCUUGCAACAUCACAAGAAUACAAGAGAAUGAUGCCUGGAAGAAUCAUUGGUGUUAGUGUCGAUUCUUCUGGCAAACCUGCUUUACGUAUGGCUAUGCAGACCCGCGAGCAACACAUCAGAAGGGACAAAGCAACCAGCAACAUUUGCACAGCUCAGGCGUUGCUUGCAAACAUGGCUGCUAUGUUUGGUGUUUAUCAUGGACCAGAAGGUCUUAAGACCAUAGCCCAACGUGUCCAUGGUCUUGCUGGCACAUUUGCUGCAGGUCUGAAAAAACUGGGGACGGUACAAGUUCAGGAUCUCCCAUUUUUUGACACUGUGAAGAUAAUAUGUGCUGAUUCGAGUACAAUAGCUGAAGAAGCUUACAAGCAUCAGAUGAAUCUGCGUAUUGUGGAUAAAAACACGAUCACUGUCUCUUUUGAUGAAACAACUACCAUCGAAGAUGUGGAUACUUUGUUCAAAGUUUUUGCAUUGGGGAAACCUGUGACCUUCACUGCCGCAUCUCUUGCACCAGAGGUUCAGGAUGAUAUCCCUUCCGCGCUUGUAAGGGAAACUCCAUAUUUGACUCAUCCAAUUUUUAACGCUUAUCAUACAGAGCAUGAGCUAUUAAGAUACAUUAGUAAGUUGCAAUCCAAGGAUCUCUCAUUGUGCCACAGUAUGAUUCCCCUUGGGUCUUGUACUAUGAAGCUCAAUGCAACUACAGAAAUGAUGCCAGUGACAUGGCCAGCCUUUGCAGAUAUGCAUCCUUUUGUCCCUACCGAACAGGCACAAGGCUAUCAGGAAAUGUUCAAGAAUUUAGGUGACUUGCUGUGUACCAUUACUGGAUUUGAUUCUUUCUCUUUGCAACCCAAUGCUGGUGCUGCUGGAGAAUACGCCGGGCUGAUGGUUAUCCGAGCAUAUCAUAUGGCAAGAGGAGAUCACCAUAGGAACGUAUGUAUUAUCCCUGUCUCAGCACAUGGAACAAACCCUGCUAGUGCUGCCAUGUGCGGAAUGAAAAUCAUUACUGUGGGAACUGACUCCAAAGGUAACAUCAAUAUUGAAGAGUUACGCAAGGCUGCUGAGGCAAACAAAGAGAAUUUAUCUGCUCUCAUGGUUACAUAUCCUUCAACUCAUGGAGUUUAUGAGGAGGGUAUUGAUGAGAUCUGCAAAAUUAUUCAUGACAAUGGAGGUCAAGUUUACAUGGAUGGAGCCAACAUGAAUGCACAGGUUGGUCUGACAAGUCCAGGAUUUAUUGGUGCCGAUGUUUGCCAUCUAAACCUGCACAAGACAUUUUGCAUUCCACAUGGUGGAGGUGGUCCUGGAAUGGGUCCAAUUGGUGUGAAGAAGCAUUUGGCACCAUACUUGCCUUCACACCCUGUGGUCUCGACAGGUGGCAUACCGGCCCCUGAACACAGUAAGCCACUUGGUACUAUCUCGGCUGCGCCUUGGGGUUCGGCACUUAUCUUGCCUAUAUCAUAUACAUACAUUGCUAUGAUGGGAUCUCAAGGAAUAACAAAUGCAUCAAAGAUAGCUAUCCUUAAUGCAAAUUAUAUGGCAAAGCGCCUAGAGAAUCACUAUCCAAUUCUUUUCCGUGGUGUGAAUGGAACAGUUGCCCACGAAUUCAUUGUUGAUUUGAGACCAUUGAAGACUUCUGCUGGAGUAGAGCCAGAAGAUGUUGCUAAACGUCUUAUAGAUUACGGGUUUCAUGGUCCUACAAUGUCAUGGCCAGUUCCAGGAACACUGAUGAUUGAGCCCACUGAAAGUGAAAGCAAGGCGGAGUUGGACAGGUUUUGCGAUGCUUUAAUUUCCAUUAGAGAAGAAAUUGCGGAGAUUGAGAAAGGAAAAGUUGAUAUCAACAACAAUGUCAUCAAGGGAGCUCCUCAUCCUCCACACGUACUCAUGGCUGAUAAGUGGACAAAACCAUACUCUCGAGAAUAUGCAGCUUACCCUGCACCUUGGCUUCGUGCUGCUAAGUUCUGGCCUACUACAUGCCGUGUGGACAAUGUGUAUGGUGACCGCAACCUCAUCUGCACUCUUCAGCCACCACAGGAGUAUGAAGAGAAAGCUGAAGCAACUGCUUAAGAUAUGAACCAUUAAAUGUGCCUCAAGGGUUUUCAUUAGCUGUAUACAUCAAUCUGUUCUUGUAUAUAGAUGUUGCUUAUCUGUACGCCUUACGGCUGCUGGAUUUUGUGAUAUUCCUGUAAUCAUGAUGACCAGCUGCUCUGCUCUUAUAACAA